Molecule: messenger RNA, 669 nt
Organism: Phycomyces blakesleeanus NRRL 1555(-)
Lineage: Eukaryota; Fungi; Mucoromycota; Mucoromycetes; Mucorales; Phycomycetaceae
Exons: 2
Coding region: 1-669 (222 amino acids)
Source: RefSeq, a predicted model, not a curated record
AUGCCAACGAACAACAUUCAAUCCAACAAAAACAUUUACAUCUUGGCAACAAUCUCUGAAGCAUUGGAGUGUACAUCUGUUUCUGGAGUGAUGACUCUUAGACUUGAUACUACUAUAAAAGUUAGAACAUUUCAGUGGAGAGAUUGCUUGCUAGAAAUUGGUGAAUCCUGUGCAGUCAAAUGGAUUAUCCGUAAUUCUAACAAGCAACCUACUGAUAUUACUGCUGAAGAAGCCAAAGACAGUGGUAUUAAGAUGUGCUUUUCCCAGAAGUAUUUGUGUCAUCAUGCUGGCACUUAUGAAUCCAAGGCAGCCAUAAGAGUAGUUCAGAAACGAACUAAGAAAAAUAAGUGUCCUGCUCUUCUUUGUGUCAGAGGAUUCUCAAAGACGUCAGAGUGGUAUGAGAUAACUUGGACAAAAUAUCAUACUGAGUAUACUCCUGGUGAUGUUCAUGAAGAUAUCUAUACUCUUCCUCUUGCUAAGAAAUAUCUUCAUGAGCUGUCCCAACAAUUAGAACAGUCAUCCAAAUCUGCUAGCCAGAUACAUAUUGAUAUGCUGAGAGCUAUUGAUAGAUAUGUGUUUCCCAAUGAAGUAUUAACAUCGAAAGUAAAUGUGUUUAUGAGUUAUAAUUAUGCUUAUAAUAAUUCACUGAUGUAUCACAUAUUAUGGUGA